Molecule: messenger RNA, 2633 nt
Organism: Uranotaenia lowii
Lineage: Eukaryota; Metazoa; Arthropoda; Insecta; Diptera; Culicidae
Product: sodium-coupled monocarboxylate transporter 1-like
Exons: 5
Coding region: 245-2284 (679 amino acids)
Biological process (GO): sodium ion transport; transmembrane transport
Cellular component (GO): membrane
Molecular function (GO): symporter activity
Source: RefSeq, a predicted model, not a curated record
UGGGUACAUACACAGAUUGCGACAGCCACGCCAAAAUCCGAACAGAAACCUUCUGACGCGAGUCAAGUACAUGGGCACACAAAUUUGUAUUUGAACAACGAAAAGGACCAAGUCAUGGGCAAAGUUGAUAACGAAGAAGUAGAACACGCUUCUUUUGGAGGGAAGCUGUUUGCAUAUAAAUAUAACGAAUUUUUGUUUCGAAGAAACGUUUAGUUCCAGCUUAACUAAUCGAUAUACCCUUACAAUGGAUGAAGAUCUGCACAUGGUGGAGGAGUUCGAAGAACUUUCACAGUAUGAAACAACACCAAUAGUUGAGGUAAUUUCUACCAGCAGCGGCUUACCCACUACAACCUCGGCAGAACUAUCAUCUACAAUUUCCUCCAGCAUAUUAACGGAAGCCACCAGGCUACUAACCUCCACGAUACCAUCGUUAUUGACAACUGAUCCAAUAACAUCCACCUCGAAUCCUGCGAAACUUCUUAGCAUCGUCAGCAGUUCAACGACAUCAGGGCCUAGCGGCAGCCCAACAACAAGCACAACCUUCUUAGAGAAUGUAGAAGAUUUGUCCUUCUCGGCCGUCGAUUAUGUGAUAUUUGCCGCCAUGUUGCUCAUGUCGGCGCUGAUAGGAGUAUACUUUGGAUUUGUGUCCAAAAUUAAGCAGAACAACACCAAGGAGUACCUGCUGGCCGGGAAAUCGAUGAGCAAGUUUCCGGUGUCGGCUUCGUUGAUUGCUACACAUGUUUCCGGCAUCACGUUGUUGGGAGCACCUUCUGAGAUCUACGCCCAUGGCGGUCAGUAUUGGAUGAGCAUUAUUUGCGCGUUUCUGCUCAUGUUUCUGAUGGAGAAAAUCUACCUGCCGGUGUUCUACGAUCUGCAGGUCACAUCGGUUUUCUCGUACCUGUCCCAGCGCUUCGACAACACCGUUCGAAGUGCUGCGAGCUUCGUGUACGCUCUGGCAGUCAUGAUCUACAUACCGGUGGUGGUUUACGUACCGGCUUUGGCGUUUAACCAGGUUACCGGAAUCAAUUUGCAUCUGAUCACGCCGGUGCUGUGCAUUAUCUGUAUCUUCUACACAACCGUUGGAGGACUGCGGGCUGUCGUUUGGACCGAUACGCUGCAGUUUGUGCUGAUGAUCGGUUCUUCGCUGGUGAUCAUCGUUUUGGGCAUUGCAAGUGUCGGUGGAUUCUUCGAGGUGUGGAAAGCUGCCGACCGGGGUGGUCGGUUGGAGUUUUUCAACUUGGAUCCCAACCCUUUUAUCAGAACAUCAUUCUGGACGGUACUUCUUGGUUUGACAACCAUGUGGAUCGGUAACCUUGGCGUUAGUCAAGGUUGUGUACAACGAUUCCUAGCCGUUCCAGAUCUUAAGGUGGCCAAAAACUCGUUGAUCAUCUUCACUGCUGGUCUUAUCUUCGUCAAAAGUUGUUCCUGUUUUACCGGAAUGUUGAUUUACGCCAAGUAUGAAUCUUGUGACCCUUAUACUGUACGGAAGAUCGAGAAGUUGGAUCAAAUUCUUCCAUACUACGUCAUGGACGUAGGUGGAAAAAUUCCUGGUCUUCCAGGACUCUUUGUGGCGGGCAUUUUCUCGGCAGCUUUGUCUACAAUGUCGUCGAGUUUAAACACCCUUGCUGGAACGAUCUACGAGGACUUUAUUCGUCCACACUAUCCGCACUCGACCGAAAAAACGGCCAGUAAUGUGAUGAAAUUUCUAGUCGUUCUUCUUGGAGUGAUCGUCAUCGCUUUAGUAUUCGUAGCGGAACGAAUGGGUCAAGUGAUGCAGAUGGCCAUUUCGCUGUCCGGAGUAACCUGUGGUUCUCUCCUGGGAAUGUUCACCUCAGGAAUGAUUUCAGAAACCAUCAAUACUAGUGGAGUGAUUGCCGGCUCAAUCGUUUCGGUUAUCUCGAUUGGUACUAUUCUAGUCGGCGCUCAAAUGAAUCCCAAAGCUCCAACGUUACCCUUACGAACGGAUGGUUGCGAUUGGAGUGUUCUACAGAACAUUACCCUCGUGACGCCAACCUCAACCGAGGCCCAAGAUGAUGUGCCGACAAUCUUUAAGUUGAGCUUCAUGUACUACGCCCUGUUGGGGGUUAUCAUUUACUUUGCGGUGGCAUAUGUCGUUAGUUGGAUGACCGGGGGAGGACAGAUUAACGAUCAACGACUGUUGGCGCCAUUCUUGCGAAAUCAAAAACAGUACGAAAAGGAGCAAACGCUUCGGAUGCACAACAUUCACUAUGCAGAUUUGGACUUGGCGCUCAAGGAACUGCGGAAAGCAAGCGAAAGCAAAUAGUGCUUUGUGAAGUGAGGUAUUAUCUUUGAUGUGGUAUUACGUAUAAGUUUAAGAAAUAAAAAAAAUCAAACUAGCUGUUUUACCCGUUAUUGCUCAAGUCGUCUAAAAAGAUUGGUUCCAUAUCAAAAGUUCCUCAUUUGUUAGGAUUUAUAGCAUACUUUUAUCAAAUAGAUUUCCAAAUUCAUGCUAUUUUUCUUAUAAAAACUUGACCAAAAACGAAAAAUUUUACCGAUUAGAUGUUCUGAUUGGAAAAUUCUAGUACAAACCAUAUACCUAUUUUAAAAUUGAAACUUAAAGGCUUAAUCUGUUCAAUAAACUUUAAUUGAAAAGCAGUUCCUGAAUCUGUAAU